This is a messenger RNA of Talaromyces atroroseus, 657 nucleotides long. RefSeq lists its product as hypothetical. NCBI's taxonomy places the organism in Eukaryota, Fungi, Ascomycota, Eurotiomycetes, Eurotiales, Trichocomaceae. Gene Ontology annotation, biological process: endoplasmic reticulum to Golgi vesicle-mediated transport. The transcript is spliced from 6 exons. Bases 1 to 657 code for a protein of 218 amino acids. Gene Ontology annotation, cellular component: TRAPP complex. The record is from RefSeq and is a predicted model, not a curated record.
AUGCCAAUCAGAGCAGCACCUGCGGCCGAGGCUGACUCCACCCACCGCCUCACCGCCUUCGACACUUCCAACAUCCACGUCGCCAGAAUAAACAAGACAAACAACGUCCUUCCUGCUCGUCGCUCGUCGCUCUUCUGCUCUCUUCAAGAUUCCAAAAUGACCGUCUACUCUUUCUACAUCUUUGACCGCCAUGCCGAGUGCAUCUACAAACGUCGCUGGCUACCUCGCCCUACAUCAAUCAGCGGCAAGGUGUCUGAUAUCCAAAAUCCCAACAAUAUCGUAGCAGCUGCUGGUCAGUCGCCUCGCAGUGCCGAUGAUGACGCCAAGUUGAUUUUCGGAACGGUCUUUUCCUUGCGCAAUAUGGCGCGCAAGUUGGGCGGAGAAGAUGAUAGUUUUAUUUGCUAUCGCACGUCACAGUAUCAAUUGCAUUUCUAUGAAACGCCAACCAACAUCAAGUUCGUCAUGCUCACCGACACGAAAUCCCCGAGUAUGCGCAUUGCGUUGCAACAGAUUUAUGUUAAUCUCUAUGUCGAAUAUGCAAAUGCCGCAGUGGUCAAAAACCCACUUUCUCCUGUCGAGCAUCCCGGUGGAAUCGGAGUUGAUAAUGAGCUCUUUGAAGAGUCCCUUGAGCAGUUUGUGACUCGUGUGCUUUCUUGA